Aethina tumida (small hive beetle) is the source of this 2321-nucleotide messenger RNA. It is a transcript of the gene Ttd14, whose product is annotated as TRPL translocation defect protein 14. Gene Ontology annotation, molecular function: phosphatidylinositol binding; phosphatidic acid binding; GTP binding. The coding region runs from base 272 to 1666 and encodes 464 amino acids. The record is from RefSeq and is a predicted model, not a curated record. NCBI's taxonomy places the organism in Eukaryota, Metazoa, Arthropoda, Insecta, Coleoptera, Nitidulidae. The transcript has 10 exons. Gene Ontology annotation, biological process: photoreceptor cell maintenance.
CCGUCCGAGCGACGCACGGCAUUUCGCAAAGUCGUUCCGCUUCGCGCGGUGCUCGCCACCUCUGCCACACAGUAAUCGCGACGGCGAAUCAGCUCGACAAUGAAAUUGCCAACCCAACUCUGAUCAUGUGCCCCAUCCGUUUCGUUUAGUACAUUGUUAAAAUUUAAUUUUUGUUCGCGUCCCCGGACGUGCAGACCCCACACAUCAGUUUCCGUGUCGGCGACCAUAACCUCACUUUUCGUGUCCGGGCACGGUAGUGCGUACGAGAACCAUGGAGAAGACCAGCGACAAUCAGAAAACGGUCUACAAGUUGGUCCUGACUGGAGGCCCAUGCGGAGGCAAGACCACAGGACAGGCCAGGCUGUGCACGUUCUUCGAGAACCUUGGCUGGAAAGUUUUCCGUGUACCUGAAUCUGCGUCGGUUCUACUUAGCGGUGGAAUAAAAUUCAGCGACCUAAGCGAAGACGAAGCUAUCGGUCUGCUUCCAAAAAUUAUUAAGGGAGAAAAGGAACCACCUCCGAAAAGGUGUCAGAGCGUCGCUGUUAAAUUUCAAGAAAAUCUGCUUAAGACCAUGCUACAAAUCGAAGACACUUUCUUCGAAUUGGGUAGAACCUGUGAGAGAAAUUGUCUUAUUAUUUGUGAUAGAGGAGCUAUGGACGCUUCAGCAUUUAUAACCAAAGACAAAUGGGAGACAAUGAUGAGGGACAACAGCUGGAACAACGUGGAGCUGAGGGACAACAGGUACAACCAGAUCAUACACAUGGUGUCCGCCGCCAAGGGGGCCGAAGAAUUCUAUUCAACAGAAGACCACAAUUGCCGUUCGGAAGGCGUGGAGCUGGCCCGCGAGCUGGAUUCGAAGGCCGCCGAUGCCUGGGUGGGCCACCCCUACUUCGACGUCAUCGACAACUCGACCGACUUCGAGGGCAAGAUAAGGCGGAUGCUGGUCGCCGUAUGCCACAAGAUCGGCGUCGACACCGGCGACCGUUUGCUGAAGAACUCGCGCAAACACAAGUACCUGAUACGCUCGUUGCCGGACGAGCGCAGCUUCCCGCCCUUCCAGGACUUCGAGGUGGUGCACAACUAUCUGCAGUCCAACUCGCCCAACCAAGUGCGGCUGCGCAAACGCGGACAGAAAGGUUAUUACAGUUACAUCCAUACAGUAAGAAGACAGAACCAACCAGGAGGGCAAGUGAUUGAAGUCAAGACACAGAUAACCCACAGAGAUUACAUCAAUCUGUUGGCACAGAAAGACAAGACCCACUUCACCAUAUACAAAAAGAGGAGGUGCUUCAUUUUCAACAACCAGUACUUCCAGCUUGACAUCUAUGAACAGCCAAGCCACCCCAGAUGCAAAGGCUUAAUACUACUCGAAACCUACUCGGCUUUAGAAGAGGAGACCCUGAAGAAGACCCUGCCGGUUUUCCUGGACAUUGAAAAGGAGGUGACCGGAAACCCGGAGUAUUCCAUGUACAACUUAUCCUUGAGGGAGGACUGGAAGAACUCCAAGAAGUUCUUCGCACCGAUGACGCAGGGCCCGCAAGACGUACCGUACCACGACGGCAAGAAGUACAACGGCAUGUCGAACGGCCACGAUUGCAAGCAGGCCCUAAAGCUGAACGGCCAUUCGGAGUUGAAUGGCACAAAUCCGGUGAACGGCAAAGCUUAGUGUGAUAUGAAAUGUAUUUUCUCAAGUAUUCUUUUCUCGAUUUAGCGGUACUUAGUUUUAAAUAAUGUCCCUUUUAUCCUGGUUUUAUGAUUUGUGCAUGGUGUAAUUGUAGAUUGUGAUUACGUGAUUCUGUGCCAACUAAUUAUAAAUAACUUUUGGUCGCUUGUAAUUAGUUGGCAUGCGACUUGAUUAAUGUUUAGUCAAAUCUUCAGUUGCCUAGCUGAUUCUCUCGUUUCUAAAACUUGCACCAUGUCCUAGACAGACAAAAAAUUAAAUUCAUUCUUUUUUGUAGGAUUUGUUUUGUUAUAGAGACAACAGUAUUUUAUAGAGUAUACAAUAUUAGCCAUUUUUGCCUAUAAAUUCGAAAUAAAAAAAAUGUACCUGCUUUCGAAUCUAUGAUGUAUAUCUAUUGUGAAAAUUGUAAUCUAUUAAAUGUAUCAUAAACAAUAUAGAGUGGGUCCUACAUCUUCAUAUUUAUAUCAAAUUGAUAUAUAUAUUAUUGUGGUGUAUAUUUCAUUGAUUGACAGAAAACUGUAUAUUAAAAUAAAAUAUUUUAUCGAUGUCAAUUUGUAUGUACUUAAAUAACAAAGUACCUUGAAUUUUAAGAAUUACUUAAUUGUACUUCAACCUGUUAAUAAUAUAUGUUUUCAGGACA